UGAGAGGGGCUGUGGGCGCGUGUGCUAUUGGCUGGGAGGAUGAAAUAUUCACAGUGGCUGGGAUUGGUUGUCGCUUAAGCAGCCGGUGACCGGAGCAGGUCUGAUGCAGGCAGCGCUCUGUCUGUAUAAACAGAGUGCGUUCGGCGGAGGCAGCUGCAGCACGGCACCGUGGGAGAGCCCGCCGCGCACCUGACCACUCCUACCGCCGAUCGGAGCGCCCGGACGGGGGAGGCGCACACGGGAGUGACAGGGAGAAGGCGUCGUCUCCCGCCGCCGCUCGUCGCCAGUUGCUAUGGAGGGUGCCGGCGAAGGGGAGCAUGUGCUGAGGGGACAAGAUGAUGAGGCAGUUGUUGAUCAUGGGAAGACCAGCUCCACAAGCAACACAAACUUUGAGAAAGAAGAACUAGAAAGCCACAGGGCUGUGUACGUGGGAGUCCAUGUUCCGCUGGGUAAAGAAAGCAGGCACAAGCAUCGCCAUCGAGGUCACAAGCACCACCGCAAGAGGAAAGAGCCACAAGAGGAGAGCGAGGAUGGCAGAGACUCUCUUGCACAGGACACCCCCUCUCAGCGGGUGCAGUUCAUCCUGGGCACGGAGGAUGAUGACGAGGAGCACGUCCCCCACGAGCUCUUCACCGAGCUGGACGAGCUGUCCUUCCGCGAAGGCCGGGAAUACGAGUGGAAGGAGACGGCCAGGUGGCUGAAAUUCGAGGAGGACGUGGAGGACGGCGGGGAGCGCUGGAGUAAGCCCUACGUGGCCACGCUGUCCCUGCACAGCCUGUUCGAGCUGCGCAGCUGCAUCCUCAACGGCACCGUGCUGCUGGAUAUGAGGGCCAACACUAUUGAGGACAUAGCAGACAUGAUCAUGGACAGCAUGGUGGCGUCCAAUCAGCUGGACGAGUCCCUGAGGGAGCAGGUGCGGGAGGCCAUCUUGAAGAAGCACCACCACCAGAACGAGAAGAAGCUGAGCAAUCGCAUCCCGCUCGUGCGCUCCCUGGCUGACAUGGGCAAGAAGCACUCUGACCCCCACCUGCUGGACAAAAACGGGGAAGGCCUGUCCUCUUCCCGUCUCUCCCUCCUGAAACCGGGCUCCUCCACCUCCAGCCUGUUCCAGAGGCGCGAGUCGCGGGUCUCCGUCCUCCUCAGCCACCUCCUGCCGAGCACCUCCCCCUUCCCUUCGCCCUUCGCCACUCCCCAAAGCACGCCGCCCAGCGCUCGCCGCUCCCCGCCCCUGGUCCCGCCCCCGUCGCAGAAGCCCACCCCCCAGCUGCUGGUGUCCUGUGCCCAGGGGGACGGGAUCCCCGAGGUGGUGGUGUUCCCGCCCGAGGACGACGAGUCUCCGCCCCCCACCGAGGAAGAGGAGGCAGGCCUGGCCUGCUCGUCACUACCACUGCCACCAGAAGGGCUGGUGGUCUCCCCACAGUGUGCCGCUGGUAACCUGGACAACAGCAAGGCCGGCGACUGCAAGAUGAGUAAAGGAGGGGUCAGCCGGGAGAACAGCACUGUGGACUUCAGCAAGGUGGACAUGAACUUCAUGAGGAAGAUCCCUCCAGGGGCUGAGGCCUCUAACGUGCUGGUCGGUGAGGUAGACUUCCUGGAACGGCCCAUAAUUGCCUUUGUCCGGCUGUCACCGGCUGUCCUCCUGACGGGCCUGACUGAAGUGCCUGUGCCCACCAGGUUUUUGUUUUUGAUGUUGGGUCCUAAUGGCAAAGGGGCUCAGUACCAUGAGAUUGGGAGGUCUAUGGCCACGUUGAUGACCGAUGAGAUAUUUCACGAUGUUGCAUACAAGGCCAAGGACCGCACUGAUCUCCUGGCGGGAAUCGACGAGUUUCUGGACCAGGUGACUGUGUUGCCGCCAGGAGAAUGGGACCCCACAAUACGAAUCGAGCCCCCGAAGAAUGUACCAUCUCAGAUGAAGAGAAAGAUUCCAACUCUGUCCAAUGGCUCGGCCGCACCCUCCGAGACCAUGAAGGAAGAGGAGCACUAUGCAGGGCCUGAGCUGCAGAGGACGGGACGGAUCUUUGGAGGCUUGAUCAUGGAUGUGAAGCGGAAAGUCCCGUACUACUGGAGUGACAUCCGCGAUGCCCUGAGCCUGCAGUGCCUGGCCUCCAUCCUCUUCCUCUACUGCGCCUGCAUGUCCCCCGUCAUCACAUUCGGAGGGCUGCUGGGCGAGGCCACCAAGGGAAACAUCAGUGCCAUUGAGUCGCUGUUUGGAGCGUCGCUCACGGGCGUGGCCUUCUCGCUGUUUGCUGGACAGCCGCUCACCAUCCUUGGCAGCACGGGGCCGGUGCUGGUUUUUGAGAAGAUCCUCUUCAAAUUCUGCAAGGACUACGGCCUGUCCUACCUGUCCCUGCGCACAAGCAUCGGCCUGUGGACGGCCUUCCUGUGCCUGCUGCUGGUCGCCACGGACGCCAGCACCCUGGUCUGCUACAUCACACGCUUCACAGAGGAAGCCUUCGCCGCCCUCAUCUGCAUCAUCUUCAUCUACGAGGCCCUGGAGAAGCUCUUUCAGCUGGGGGAGGUCUUCCCCAUCAACAUGCAGAACGACCUGGACAAUCUCACCUUCUACACGUGUCAGUGUUCUCAACCUGCUAACGCCUCUGCACACACCCUGCAGUUCUGGAAUGAGACUGGCAUCACACUCGAGUCCUUCUCCUGGAGUGAACUCAAUGUGUCUAUGUGCCAGCACUUCCAUGGGGAAUUUACAGGCCCGGCCUGUGGACACCACGGCCCCUUCAUCCCGGACGUCCUCUUCUGGUCCAUCAUCCUCUUCUUCACCACAUUCUUCCUGUCCUCCUUCCUCAAGCAGUUCAAGACUGAGCGCUACUUCCCCACAAAGGUGCGCUCCACCAUCAGUGAUUUUGCGGUGUUUCUCACAAUAAUGAUCAUGGUACUGGUGGAUUACCUGGUUGGGGUCCCCUCUCCAAAACUGAAUGUUCCUGACCGCUUUGAGCCCACCUCUAAGCACCGGGGAUGGCUGAUUGAUCCUCUGGGAGAGAACCCCUGGUGGACGGUCCUGGCAGCAUUCGUCCCUGCGCUGCUAUGCACCAUCCUCAUCUUCAUGGACCAGCAGAUCACCGCCGUCAUCAUCAACCGCAAGGAGCACAAACUGAAGAAAGGCGGUGGGUACCACCUGGACCUCCUGGUGGUGUCUCUGAUGCUGGGUGUGUGCUCCAUCAUGGGCCUGCCCUGGUUCGUGGCGGCCACCGUCCUCUCCAUCUCCCACGUCAACAGCCUGAAGGUGGAGUCGGCCUGCUCCGCCCCCGGGGAGCAGCCCAAGUUCCUGGGCAUCCGGGAGCAGAGAGUGACCGGCCUUAUGAUCUUCGUCCUCAUGGGCCUGUCCGUCUUCAUGACCUCCGUUCUCAAGUUCAUUCCCAUGCCAGUUUUAUAUGGCGUCUUUCUUUACAUGGGAGCCUCUUCUCUGAAAGGCAUUCAGUUCUUUGAUCGGAUCAAGCUGUUCGGCAUGCCGGCGAAGCACCAGCCGGACCUGAUCUACCUGCGCUACGUCCCCUUGUGGAAGGUGCACAUCUUCACCCUGGUGCAGCUCUCCUGCCUGGUGAUGCUCUGGGUCAUCAAGGCCUCUGCAGCGGCUGUUGUCUUUCCCAUGAUGGUGUUGGCUCUGGUCUUCAUUCGUAAGCUGCUGGACUUUGGCUUCACCAAUCGGGAGCUGAGCUGGCUGGACGAUCUGAUGCCCGAGAGCAAGAAGAAGAAGGAAGACGAUAAGAAGAAGAAGGAGAAGGAAGCACAGCUCAUGCUGGAAGAGGAUAAAGAGGAGGAGGUGACGAUCCCCUACGAUGGCGGCAAUCCUAUAAGGAUUGACAGGCAGAAAGCCAGAUCUGACCCCUCUGUAAUAAACAUUUCUGAUGAGGUAACAGGAGCUAGAGCAUGCACAGCUGCUGCUAUGGAUUCUGACAGUGCCGCAGUUCGAAGACACAGUGCAAGCCAGGAGAAGAUGGCGUGUGUCAGGAUCACCGUGGAGGGAGACCAGAGCGAGGACAGUUUGGAUGUAGAGACGUCACUGUGAGGGUAUCACACGGGAGCACUCGCCGCCCCCUCCUCUGAUCACCGGGGGUGAGGCGCAACUUCCUGCCCCACAGCCUGAGAAUGACGGGCUUAAAGUUCAGGGGUCAGAGGUCAAACCUGUCGCUGUCGACCGAGACCCUCCGAGUCGAGCAGGCUCCAUUCUGUGUCGCUCUUGCUUGGCCAGCUCCACGGCUGCCAUAGGAGAUGGCCAUGUUGUCACGGUUCAAGAGCAUUCGUGUUUGUCUGAAUCGACACUUCUUAUUGGUUCUCAAAAAUAAAAAAGAGAAAUUCAUUUUCUCUGUUCUCAGAUGCACUCCUACGCAUCUAAAAUCUUUCCUUUUCAAAACAGUAAAUGGCUCAACAUGUCAACAUGGGCCAUCUGUUUUUUCAGCUGCAUUUUAUCACGUAUUUCCCCCAUUUUAUACUGAAAAAACAGACAGAAAGAAACACCUUACAGCUGACCUGAGGCAGCAUUUAUAUGCUAUUUGCUGCUACUGUACAGAUGCUAUAAUACCGUAAUGUCUAUAUGAAAUUGAAACAUUUGCUUAAAUGUGCAAAUUUUAUUGAUUACAGUCAGGUCUUUAUUUCUCCUUUAUCUUUCACGUUGUAUGCCAGUAUGAAUAGUUGAUAAAGGAAGAGCAAUCUGUCAAGAAAUAUUACCUGUUUUCUAUCAACUGACCAGCAAAGCAAUCGGUCUGAAGUUGUGAUUCUGCUCCCACCCACACACAUGAUGUUUCAGUGUUUGUAUGUGUAGCUGGAUGUUUUUCUGUCAGCAAAUCCUAAUAAACACAGGAUUUAUUUAGAAGUUUACUAUAUAAAACUAUAGUACCCUAUAGUCUUUGACUGCAACCCAUUCUUACCAGUCAGUGCUUUGGAGCAUUGUUAAUUUGCUGUUGAUGAGUUUUUAUGGGUUCAUGAAGUUUAUAUGUGAUAUAAUAUUGGCUGUUAAUGGAUACGUGUUUUGUACUGUUGAUCUUUAGGGAUUAUUGGAAUCCUAUUGGUUUUGGUUUUUUUUUGUAUUGUUUUUCUCCCUCGCAUUUGGACCAGGCUGGUUUGGAUGGCUAAACUCUUGCCCUGCAUAAAAUAUGGUGCAGAUUGGCCACCUGGUGGCACUAUAGUGCACAUAAAUGUUUUACAUUAACGAGCCCAGCCCUAACAUCUUAUUCUGCAGAGAAUUGCAAAAUAUGCUAUGCAGGUCCUUCUCUUCAUGAGGAACAAAUUUUCCUCAAGGAACCACAACAUCCACCAUAUGGAUUUUCCACUCCAUUUCAAAUUUUCUGAAAAAAAAAAACAUUUAGAAAGCUACUCCUACAAAAUCUGACUGAUUUUCACAAAAUUUGCUUUUCUGCAUCCAUGGACCUUUUGUCUGGUUUUGUCAAAGGCCACAGUGAUAGUCCAAUCAACUUGUAGGUCAUGUCUUUCCGAGUAAAUGGUUAUGAAUUUAAGCAGCUUGACGAAAUGCCAUGCAACUUGGCGAGCACAAUCACAUAACCUUACAAAUGUCAUGCAAGAUGCUUGAUCAGGCAGCUAUAGAGCUCCAAUCAGAAAUUCAGUGUGAAAAUUACUGCUGCGCCAUAAAUGGUCUCAAGUUCAUGCAGUGGUCCAUCCUCACAGUAGGAACAGAUAGGGGGUGGUCCUUAAACCCCGGAUACUCCUCCUUGCAGCUGUAUUUUAAAUAUUGUUUUGCAUGAUCUUUCAAUUUAUUUUGAAGGACAACCUUGUUAUGUACUAAAAAGCCAUGUAGUUGUGGAGGUGGAUGACAUGUUUGAAGGCUCAGCUCACUUCAGAUAAUCUUUGUGUCUGUGAGACAGAGAAUGUAUACUUUACUUUUGUCUUUUAGAGCCAGAUGUGGCACCUAACCCAAUAAAGGGUUAAUAUACUGUACAAUCAUAUAAGUGGGAGAGAUAAUACACCGCUAUAUACUGCUGCGUACCUAAUUUAAUGUACUCAGGAAUUCAUAUGCUUUUUAGCAAUUUCAAGAUCCUCUAGAACCCUCAAUGUCAGUUUUAUUCUUAUGUAUCAUGAUACUCAUUACAGUGUGCAUUCAUUCCACAAUUAUCAUAUAACCUCCUGAGACCCGGCAGAAAAGGUUUUUAUUUUAUUUUUUUAUUAUUUUUUUUUUUACAGAAUACAUGACAAAAACAUGUUGCAGUGAAAAUAUUUUCUACAAUAUUAUUCAUUUUAUUUUUUAUUGAAUGUUCCAUGUGGUGUAGGUUUCAGCAUGGUAGAAUAUAGCCUAUACGGUUCUUGGGAUAAAGACUAGAGAUUCAUUUCCCCUAAAAAAAGAACUGCUGGUUCUUAGGAGGAUAAUGCACAUCUUCCAAACCAGAUAAAUGCUUUUUAACAGGAUUUUUUCCUUCUGUUCAAAUAGCUAUUAAUCAGUUCCUUUUUUUAAAACGAUGGAAUUUUCAUUAUUAAUGUGGCUUUAACAGUUAUGUUAUUUAACAAGGUUUUUGCACAGAAUAGGCUAUUUUCAGACUGACAUUUUUUUCCCAAAAAAAUAUAGUCCAUAAUUAAAAAUUAAAUUAUCUAUUUUUUUGAAUGUUUAUCGUUUUAUACAUUAUCCCUUAUUUGCACAGAUUUGAGCAAUAAUUUGACAUGGUGUCAGAAACUGUAUGCAUUUGUGUCUAGAAUUCAUCACUCUUUCAUUGGUUCAGAAUUCAACCACUUGGCUAUGAGUGUGCUAAUCCUGGACCAGUCCUUUUCUAUCACUGUUCCUGUCCAUGAAUGCACCACUGAGUAAACAGUAUUGUUCUUGUGCCUAGUGAAUGCGUUUAAAAAGGCACCUAAAGUGAUCCAAUGUGGAUUGUAUAUCAGGGAAGUGAUUGGUUGGGUAUACUGAGCAUGAAUGAAGCUAGCUUGUUGGCAACAUAUAUGUGGUGGUUUUAGUGCACCCAACUAAAAAGCUUUCCCUGGAAAUAACUUUCCAAUAAAUAUUGACUUAUGGCAUAUAAAAUUAAAAUAAUUAACCCUAACAUACACCCACGUACACACACGCACAUGCACACACUCACACACACAACACUUGACAUGCAAGGGAGAUACAAUAACUUGCUAUAACAUUCCUCUAUAAUGGACCAUCUCAACGGAACUUUCCAAUGUCUAUCAAGCCUAAAACAGCAAGUACUGAACUGAGUGCUACAGCACACAGUUCACACAAAGCGGGGAUCUCAAACUCCUGGAGUGUCUGCUGGUUUUCAGUUUUCAGUGCUCAGUGGUUUCAGCACCGAGUCAUUGAUUGGCUGAAGAGUUUAUAUACCUCGUUUACAACACCUACCGAUUGAAGGGAAACCACAAAAACCUGCAGAUAUUGUAGCACUUGGACUGGAGUUUCAGGUUCCUCACAUUGAAAGUACUAACGACUCUUCAAAUGAAAGGGAAAUAAUACAUUAGCUUUAAUCCUGGUUGAAAUCUAAGAGAUUUUCAUUGCAUUGUUUUAAAUGUAUGCCCAAAUUACAUUUCCAUGCAGCAGGAAUGUUUCACUGCCAUACUGUGAUACUGUCUGCUUUACUGGUUACAAGGGAAGCCCCUCUGACGAUACAUCGAGACAUUACUUCAGAAGUAUAUUUUACAGCUGAUUGUCUUUGUCAAUGGAGAGGGGUCUUGUAUGCAUUUUUUUAUCAUGCCAGUUGUUGCCAAGCCUUUUUUUUUUUUACAUUAAAGGAGAAAUAUCACUGUUAAGAUAUUAAUUUGGAUGCCUUUUUUAAUGAAAGUUUUUUGUCUGUUUGAUUAGCUUACCAAGGGGGAAAUAUGUCAGUUUGGUCAUUUUUGCUCUUUCAGUGUUGUGCUUGUAGUGUCUUAAUUGUGGUACAACAGGUCACAGAACACAAAUACGGUUGCUGUAGUAUUAUAUCCAUUAAUGUCAAGUGCGAUGUAAUGUACUGUAGAUGUACUGUACCAAGUGUGUCCCUGUCUUUGAUCUGUCUUUGAUAUGGGGUCGUACUUUAAAGCCAUGUUUUAGAGGCACCUCACAGCUGCUGUCAGUCAUGUUCUUGUGAAUGAAAAAUCUAAGUCCCUUUCUCCACUGACUAUUCACUAAAUAUUAGAAAUGAUGAGAGAAUAAAAUAUUUUUUGUAACCGAAAAAUGUAAUUGUUGAAGCAGAGCAAUAAAGGUUAUUACAUGCC
Molecule: messenger RNA, 8145 nt
Organism: Anguilla rostrata (American eel)
Lineage: Eukaryota; Metazoa; Chordata; Actinopteri; Anguilliformes; Anguillidae
Product: sodium bicarbonate cotransporter 3-like
Exons: 26
Coding region: 293-4021 (1242 amino acids)
Biological process (GO): transmembrane transport; monoatomic anion transport; regulation of intracellular pH
Cellular component (GO): basolateral plasma membrane; apical plasma membrane; plasma membrane
Molecular function (GO): sodium:bicarbonate symporter activity; monoatomic anion transmembrane transporter activity; solute:inorganic anion antiporter activity
Source: RefSeq, a predicted model, not a curated record